Molecule: messenger RNA, 1644 nt
Organism: Daktulosphaira vitifoliae (grape phylloxera)
Lineage: Eukaryota; Metazoa; Arthropoda; Insecta; Hemiptera; Phylloxeridae
Exons: 3
Coding region: 1-1644 (547 amino acids)
Source: RefSeq, a predicted model, not a curated record
AUGUUUCAUUCGCUUAACCCUCAAAAAAGAAGUUUGGCUAUACAAAAAAAAACUGAUCAAGUAUCAUUAGGUUUAAAACUUGAUUUAGAAAACUGUGUUUCAUGUUGUUCAAAUACCAAUAAAUCUGAUUAUGAAAUUCUUAUUGAAAAAUUAAAAAUAAAAUUUAAAUCAUCAACUACAGAUCAAAAAAUUAAAAUUCUAAGUUUAUUACCGCAAUCUUGGUCUAGAGAAAAAGUAUCUAUAGAAUUUAAUACAUCUGAGUAUUUAGUUCGUUUAUCAAGAGAUUUGCUCAACAAGUAUGGUCGUGUAUUAAAUUGUGAAAUAAUUAAACUUAUUCAAAAUUUUUAUGAAGAUGAUGAGUAUAGUCGUGUAUGUCCUGGGAAGAAAGAUUUUGUAUCCAUUAAAAUAAAUAACACUAAGGAAUUGAAACAAAAACGAUUACUUUUAUGUAAUUUAAAUGAAUUAUUUGUUGAAUUUAAAAGUAAAAAUCCUAACGUUAAAAUUGGGCGGUCAAAAUUUUGCGAGUUGAAACCAAAAUGGUGUGUUUUAGCUGGUGCUUCAGGUACUCAUACUGUGUGUGUAUGUGUUCACCAUCAAAAUGUUAAACUUAUGAUUGACGGAGCUUCAUUAAAAUACGAUUUUGUAUACUUGCUUAAAUCAAUAGUUUGUGAUAUGGAUAAUUAUUUUUGUAUGAUGAGUGAAUGUUCCAAUUGUCCGAAUAACUAUGAAUACUUAAAAGAAACUAUUUCUAAAGAGCUUGAUGACGAAAACAUUGUUUUUAAACAAUGGGUAAGUACUGAUCGGGCAGAAUUAGUAACAAAUAUAGAAUGUACAGAAGAUUUUAUUGAAACUUUAAUUAAUAAAAUUAUUAAACUAAAAAAGCACCAUUAUAUUUCUAAGAUCCAAUCAAAUUUUUUAAAACUAAAAAAAGAAACAUUAGAAUUCAAUGAGUGUAUUGUUCUGGCAGAUUUUUCAGAAAAUUAUAAUUUUGUUGUACAGGAUGAAAUUCAAAGCUUCCACUGGGUUAAUAAACAAGCCACUCUUCAUCCCUUUGUUUAUUAUUAUAAAAUAGAAAAUAUAAUUAAGUGUCGAUGUAUAUGCAUAAUUAGUGAUCACAUGGAACAUAAUACCGUUGCUGUACAUACAUUUCAAAAUCACCUUAUACAAGACAUUAGAUUAACAGUUCCAUUUGUAAAAAAAAUUCAUUAUUUUAGUGACGGUGCUUCGAGUCAAUACAAAAAUAAAAAAAACUUUAUUAAUCUGUGUUAUCAUAUUGACGACUUUGGUUUUGAUGCAGAAUGGCAUUUUUUUGCUUCGUGUCAUGACAAAAACGCCAGUGAUGGAGUUGGUGGAACGACAAAAAGAGAAGUAUCAAAAUCUAGCUUGCAGCGAGUUGGUUCAAACCAAAUAUUAACGCCAAUUGAUAUGUUCCAAUUUUGCGAUGACAAAAUUAAAGGGAUAAAAUACAUUCAUGUACCCACUAUAGAAGUACAACAGAAUGAAAAAAAUCUUAAUACGCGAUUUAAAUUGUGUAAAACUAUUCUCGGUACUAGAGAAAAACACAGGAUUGUACCAAUUAAUACCAAUACCAUAAGAAGUUUUAAGACAUCAUUAACUGAUAUUUAUGAAGAUACAAUAUUCUAA